GCUGAGGCUGGAUGUGGCUGUAGGGGUCUCCCCAGAGAGCAGUGGGUGCUCAGAGCAGUGGUGGGGUGUUUCUGCCUAUGGGAGGGAUGGAGGGUGUUUCCCCAUCACCCCUCUACCUCUCACUUGCAGGAUGGACCUCCCUGAGCCCGCAGGUCCUGCUGCCCUCCCCAAGCACAUCCUGGACAUCUGGGUCAUCAUCCUGAUCAUCCUGGCCACCAUCCUUGUCAUGACAGCCUUGGUGCUCUGCCCGGCCACCGCCGUCAUCAUCUACCGGGUACGGACUCACCCCACACGCAAUGGCAUCGUGUGAGGUGGAGGUGAUGAGAGACAGCCCACAGCCAUGGGAUCCUGUGCUGGGGACCAAGUGGAGCACCCAAAACGCUGGGGAGAGACGGGCAGGAGCUGGGGUCGGCCAGCACCCGGAUGCCUGCCCCUGUACGUGGCUCUUCCACUGCCUCCUAUUUACCUACUGAGCUCAUGGGGACUGUCAAGGAGAUGGUGGCCUGGGCACCAGACAGGAGAUGUGUGACUUUGUGAACCUGUCCAGCUAGAAAUGGCUCGCUCCCAUGAGGCAGCCAGGCUGGUCUCACCUUCCCUGGUGACCUAUUUCUUCCCAGGCAAGCAGCAAGGUGUGGAAAUGCCCAGCAAAGCUAUUUCUUCUUUGGAGUCCCAGCCAUCAGGGUGGUUGGGAAAGAAGGGUCAAAGCAAGAUGGAUGUGGCUUCUGACUGUGCAUUGGGAGACUCAGCUAAAAGCAUUGGUGACAGAGCCCAGCCUGGCUGUGCAGCAGACGUGCAGCUGGGACCAGCUUCUCCUCUAUCAGAUACCUGCUGGAACUGUAGGAAAACCCUGUGGGGUGCUUGGUUCCCUUGGGUCUCAUGGGGCAGAGGAGCAUGGGCAGAUCCUGCCCACACAAUGGCUGCGCUCUGUGCCCCUAAUGAUGGUGAGGGGCUCCGCACAGCGUGGCUGACCCAUUGGGAGGGUCUGUGCCCCUGUCUGGGAGGGCAAAGCAGAGGGGUUUGUGCCAGGCAGUGGUAAGGACCAUGUAAGCUCUUACAGUGCCUCUUGCUAUGAAAUAAAUGGACUUUAUUCUA
Pezoporus flaviventris is the source of this 1092-nucleotide messenger RNA. It is a transcript of the gene SMIM3, whose product is annotated as small integral membrane protein 3. The record is from RefSeq and is a predicted model, not a curated record. The transcript has a single exon. The coding region runs from base 131 to 310 and encodes 59 amino acids. Lineage: Eukaryota; Metazoa; Chordata; Aves; Psittaciformes; Psittacidae.